Sesamum indicum (sesame) is the source of this 2368-nucleotide messenger RNA. RefSeq names its product transmembrane 9 superfamily member 8. Gene Ontology annotation, biological process: protein localization to membrane. The record is from RefSeq and is a predicted model, not a curated record. Lineage: Eukaryota; Viridiplantae; Streptophyta; Magnoliopsida; Lamiales; Pedaliaceae. Gene Ontology annotation, cellular component: membrane.
UGGCUUUUUACUUUGCGUCCGGUUUCGUUCCUUGUUCUUCCUGUUCUCCUCAAUCCUCACACAGUCAAGCACACAGAUUCACCGAAGGCGCACAUAGACGCUGCGAGAGAGAAGGUGUGGUGUGGGGUGGAGUGGGCUGGGGGCUGGAUCUGGAUCUUCAGUUUGUGAUUGAUCUUGCUGCGGUUCUGUAGUGGGUGUUUGAGCGGAGAAAGAUGGAGGCCCUGGGGAUAAGGCCUCACGGGUGCGUGAUCCUCAUGCUCCUCCUCCUUGUCACCGUUGCUCACUCUUUCUACCUUCCCGGCGUCGCUCCCAAGGAUUUCUUCAGGGGUAAUCUUCUCAAGGUGAAAGUGAACAAACUGACUUCAGUAAAAACUCAACUUCCUUACUCCUAUUAUUCACUUCCUUACUGUAAGCCAGAGAAAAUUGUGGACAGUGCUGAGAAUCUUGGGGAAGUUCUUCGCGGUGAUCGUAUUGAGAACUCUCCCUAUGUGUUCAAGAUGCGAGAACCACAGAUGUGCAAUGUUGUUUGCCGUAUAACUCUUAAUGCCAAAGAUGCCAAGGAGUUCAAAGAGAAGAUUGAUGAUGCAUAUCGAGUGAACAUGAUUUUGGAUAAUCUCCCUCUGGUUGUGCCUUAUAAAAGACCUGACUUGGACUCCUUGGUUUAUCAGCAUGGUUUUGAUGUUGGAUUGAAAGGACAAUAUGCUGGAAGGCCGGAGGAGAAGUAUUUUAUCAACAAUCACUUGACAUUUACUGUGAAGUAUCAUAAGGAUGAAGAAACUGAUGCUGCUAGAAUAGUUGGAUUUGAAGUAAAACCAUUCAGUGUUAAGCACGAUUACGAGGGUAAAUGGGAUGAAAAAACUAGAUUAACAACUUGUGAUCCUCAUGCAAAACGCACUGUAACUAGCUCUGAAUCUCCUCAGGAGGUUGAAGACAAGAAGGAAAUUAUCUUUACAUAUGAUGUGGAGUUUCAGGAGAGCGAAGUCAAGUGGGCUUCUAGAUGGGAUACUUACCUCUAUAUGGCUGAUGAUCAAAUUCAUUGGUUCUCAAUUGUCAAUUCUUUGAUGAUUGUUCUUUUUCUCUCGGGAAUGGUUGCCAUGAUUAUGCUGCGGACUCUGUACCGUGAUAUUGCCAAGUAUAACCAGUUGGAGACCCAGGAAGAAGCUCAAGAGGAAACUGGGUGGAAAUUAGUUCAUGGGGAUGUGUUCAGGCCACCUACAAACUCAGAUUUGCUGUGUGUUUAUGUUGGAACUGGUGUUCAGUUUUUUGGAAUGAUAUUGGUUACAAUGAUCUUUGCUGCACUUGGUUUCCUGUCCCCUUCCAACCGAGGAGGAUUGAUGACAGCUAUGCUUCUGCUAUGGGUGUUCAUGGGUCUGUUUGCUGGAUACGCCUCAGCUCGUCUGUACAAGAUGUUCAAAGGAACGGAAUGGAAGAAAAUUACUCUUCAAACAGCUUUCAUGUUCCCUGGUAUACUCUUUGCUAUUUUCUUCGUUCUGAAUGCGCUGAUUUGGGGUGAGGAGUCCUCUGGGGCUGUGCCAUUUGGGACUAUGAUUGUAUUAGUCCUAAUGUGGUUUGGGAUUUCGGUUCCACUUGUUUUUGUUGGUAGUUAUGUAGGGUUUAAGAAGCCAGCUAUCGAAGCUCCAGUCAAAACCAACAAAAUCCCUCGCCAAAUACCCGAGCAGGCCUGGUACAUGAACCCCAUUUUCUCCAUCUUAAUUGGUGGAAUACUGCCCUUUGGCGCAGUAUUCAUCGAGCUGUUCUUCAUCCUGACAUCAAUAUGGCUGCAUCAGUUCUACUACAUUUUCGGUUUCCUUUUCCUUGUCUUCAUCAUCCUUAUUGUGACCUGCGCUGAGAUUACAGUCGUGCUCUGCUAUUUCCAACUCUGCAGUGAGGAUUACUUAUGGUGGUGGAGAUCAUACCUUACAUCAGGGUCAUCAGCACUCUACCUCUUCCUUUAUGCGGCAUUCUACUUCUUCACAAAGCUCAACAUCACAAAACCAGUGUCCGGAAUUCUGUACUUUGGGUACAUGCUGAUUGGUUCAUAUGCUUUCUUUGUGCUGACUGGUACAAUUGGUUUCUAUGCCUGUUUCUGGUUCACGCGGCUCAUCUAUUCAUCGGUGAAGAUUGACUAGAAAGUGAUGCCACCUCAAUGUAAGUUCUUCAUAGUUUCUUGAAGUUAGAACAUGAUACCCCUCAGAAUUUACCUAGUUUUGAUCUAUACUAGUUUGGCAUCUCCAAUGUUUUCAACUUUACAUAGCAGUAUCAGGUGUUUGUAAUUGUAUUCUCUGUUUUCUUUGGUAAACAAUGUAAGGAGACAUUUUUGGUAGAAUUUGGAGCACCCCUUUGUCCUCAACUGGGCAUGAUUUUGUUA